Staurois parvus is the source of this 403-nucleotide messenger RNA. NCBI's taxonomy places the organism in Eukaryota, Metazoa, Chordata, Amphibia, Anura, Ranidae. The record is from the annotation of a GenBank genome assembly.
CCUGGUAUGCGAUAAAUAGGCCCCCAACACCGUAGUAUGAGAAACAUCCCCAUAUCAUGAUGCUUGCACCACCAUGCUUCACGGUCUUCACCGUGUCCUGUGGCUUGAAUUCAGUGUUUGGGGGGGGUCGUCUGACAAACUGUCUCCGCCCACUAGACCCAAUAAGAACAAUCUUCCUUUCAUCAGCCCCACAAAAUGUUGCGUCAUUUCUCUUUAGGCCGGUCAAUGUGCUCUUUGGCAGAUUGUAACCUCUUCAGCACACGUCUUUUUCCCAACAGUGGGACUUUGCGGGGACUUCUUGCAGAUAGCUUGGCUUCACAUACGGCGUCUUCUAAUUGUAACAGUCCUCCACAGGGAACGUCACACCUUCUUUCGUCUUCCUGGAGCUGAUUGUUGGCUGAGU